GGACUUGUUUUGAUUCGAAUUUGAAAAUUCCCUUUCGGCUCACUAGCAAAUCGCGUGUUUUCGGUGCAAAUUUGCAAAAAUUCGUGUGAUUUAGUGGUUUUUUUCAAUCGAAGAGAUAAGUGCUUCCCCAAGUAGCAGCCUACAAUUUGAGUCGAGCGUCUGAUUACGCGUUAAUCGCAGACCGGAACCAGUUCAGAAGCUGAAAACUUUCAUAUUUAUUGAUGUUACUAAACGUAGCAAGACGGAUCGAAAAAGUUUGCCAAUUUCAACACUUCCAACGACUAGUAUUACGGGACCAUCAAGCGACUGCGUUACGGUGCCAAACCGGAAGCGGAACCGUUCUGCCAUUUUCAAUAGUUUCCAAAGCAUUCAGCCAAGCCGCCGGUAUGGUCAAGCAAGGUCCUCGCCCCCUGGUCAUCUGUGGCCCUUCCGGAUCCGGAAAAAGCACUCUGCUGAAGAAGCUGUUCAAGGAAUUUCCGGAAACGUUCGGCUUCAGUGUGUCUCACACUACCCGGAAGCCGCGUCCCGGAGAAGAAAAUGGUAUUCACUAUCAUUUCGUUUCCGUUGAGGAAAUGCAGUCCGCCAUCGAGAAUGGAGAAUUCAUUGAGACGGCUGUUUUCAGCGGCAAUAUGUAUGGCACCAGCAAAAAAGCAGUCGAAAAUGUGCAACACCAGGGAAAGGUUUGCGUGUUGGAUAUCGAAAUCGAGGGUGUCAAACAGGUGCGCAAUUCGGAACGGCUAAAUCCUUUGCUGGUGUUCAUCAACCCACCGUCGAUUGAGGAAUUGGAACGCAGGCUGCGGGGACGUAAGACCGAAACCGAGGAAAGUCUCCAGAAGCGACUCAACACCGCUCGAGUUGAAAUUCAGUACGGGAACACAGCCGGCAACUUCGACGUGGUCAUCAACAACAACCACCUGAAGCAGGCCUACAGCGAUCUACGGGAUUUCAUCGUCCGGGAGCUCGAAACCCAGCAAAGUCAAGGUAUCAACGUGUGCUUAACCCGUGUGCCCCUGAAUGAAGACUAAAAACCUCGUUUUUGAGAGUUGAAUUACGGUCACUUGCGGCGGAUAUCUGCAUUUAGUAGGACUUGAAGCAAAAUCCCACCGCAGCAUACGGGUGACAUGCUGUUGCCGUUUUUCUACAGCCGUGAUCGCAUCAAACUCAUCCGGCAAUGAGUCGCGAUCAUUGGUUGACCUCCACAUUUUUCUACUAAAACUAAACAUCUUGUUCAGUUGUAUCUACCACUAAUUAGAUAUUACAUCUUACACUAAGAACAACACAAUUUACAAUAUGCUACCGAUAGGAAACAAUCCGCAAAACACAUUGAAACAAAACAGGAUACAGAAAAAGUUAGUUUGAGGAACCAUUUUUACAGCGUCGGUAUUUUUGAUAAGCAAACUCGCGAACAUUCCAGCUUCUUUCAAGAAAAGUUUAUUUUCCCAUCAACCCAUAACCGUAGGCAUAAGCACCAAAUGUUAAGUUUUUCUUCUAAAAUAAAGCGAAUUAUUCGACAAAAACCAAACUAACUUCCAUUUAAGUGAUUGCUAGGUCAAAAUUUAAAAACAUUUUUCAAAAUCAAUAAAUAAACAAUUGAGAAUUUUGGAUUGCGGUGCUCAAAAAUAAAAUUCGUUACCUCCAACUUGUUUGCUACAGCACAUAUGCUCACAUAAAUUCUAUAAACUAACAGAUCGAAUAAUUGUUUAGAAUAAACAUACCUACCUAGUUAACUGUUAAAGUGCAUUUAUCAAGUACAAAUUUAGAGAGCCAUCAAUGAACCAAAAAAAAAUAAUAAUAAAAAUCAUACUUCUUGAUAAUUUGUGCUUGAUAUGCUGAAGAAGAAUAAAACAUGAAUUGAUGUUAAGGUUUCUCAUAGCGCAAAAUCUUGCGACACUCGUAUGUUAAAAGCGCUAACUCGAAACGAUUGGAUGAAACCGAAGAAUUUAAGCAAAGAUAGAUGAACAUUCCUUUUUUGUUACUUUUAAUUACCAAAUUCGACUUGCGUUUAUAUUGCCAAGCUUUUUUCUCAUUUUUUAAUCUAAGUCACUAUUUCUGAUUAAAGCUGCAUUAAAACACAGAGAAAUCCCGAAUAAUGCAUUAAUAAUUGAGUAUCUUUUGAGAUGAUCAAUCCGAUUCUAGGUGUUUAGUCAAUCUAUCGUGUUAUUAUAUGGAUUUUCUAACGUCAUUGAACACUUAGGGCUCCAUUAAAACAAAAUAAUACACUCAAUUCCGCCAAAUAUUCUCACUAUCAUAAUUAUUUCCGAUGAUAUCAUGUUAUUGACUUCUAGUUACCAAAUAAUCAACUUAUCCAAUUAUUACGUGACUAACCUUUUUUCCUAAAGAGAGUUAAUUUUCCCGCUUCACAAACGCAUUCGAUUGCAGUAAGUGCAUUCCAUUUUUUCCUCUAAUCAUUCAAUCAAAUUGCAUGAUUUCCUUACCAGUUACUCUUCAAAGCUCGUUUGUUGAUGUUUUUUGUCAUUAACAAUCAUUAAAGCCAGCUAUUCAAAUUACCAUACAGCUGCUUCCUUAAACAAAACAAAAAAUAACUCUCUUUCGAAGCUACCGAUAAUGGCUGCCUAUCGUCACUAAUGAAUUGGUUUUUAAUUACAAUCAAACUCUUUUUGAUUGCCGCCUCAGGGGGGUAACAAAGUCAUUAAAGUGUGCUUUUUCUCUUUCCCUGUCUCGAUUCUCUUUUAUUUUCUUUAUCAUCGGUAACGAUGCUUUUCAUCUUGUCUAUCUUCAACGGUCUGGUAAUGGGUUUGACCGCUUUUUUUCCGUGGCGGGUUAUCGUUAUACAGGAAGCAACUUUUUCAUAGCAUCACUUGUGACAGGAUACAAAAAUUACGAAGUCUAGAGUGGAAGCCCGCGAAAGUUCAACAAAACAUGGCGACCGGCGUGGGUUGGCCACGCUGCAGGAUAAUUAACCCUCCUUCCUGUUCCGUUCGAGUGAAUGCUUUUGAGUUUUGUUAGGUUACAAAAUUGAGAGCUAGGAGAAUAAGAGAAACACGUUUUUCCUUCUUUUUAUGAUACAUAAACCAAACCAGUAAUUUAUGUUAAACCCAAUCGGCGGCGUUUGGUUCAGUUGAAAUCGAUUGAAAACAAGAGUGAAUCUUCUAAUUGUAUUGAACAGCAAGAUGUAAGCAAACUAGAUAAUGAUAGGCUACAAUCCAGCUCAAUGUUAGAAGAGAAAAAAACUUCAGUGGCUAUUAUAAUUGGUAGAUUAAUAGGAAUCGACGUUAAAGGUGCUGUACAAUCAUGUUUUCUCUUUCUCAACCAAACCCAAUAACAAAUACCUAAAUAUAUAAAUUACGGUUUUACUUUUUUCCACUUAUGGCGCAUUUUAGUAUUACAAGUCACUGUAUACCGAGAAAACUCUGCAUUACAAAGAAGAAAAACACCGGCCACCAAAAAGGGGUCGAUAGAAUAGCUUGAGUGAAAUUUGUGCGCAGUUAAAAACCCAAAUCGAAUGUAUGUUUGUUUUCCUUGAGUGAUACGUUUUGUUUCCAAACCUGAAAUGCACUGCUAUAGUUGAAAACAAUUUGUAAUUCCUAUUUUUCAUACAAAAUAAAUUCGUAAACUAUAUUUAUAACUCGAAAAGUUAGAUGAAUGUGACAAAAUAAAAUCGUGCUUGUAGAGCAGAGAGAAUUGUUUCAAAAA
Uranotaenia lowii is the source of this 3654-nucleotide messenger RNA. RefSeq lists its product as uncharacterized. Gene Ontology annotation, cellular component: cytosol. The record is from RefSeq and is a predicted model, not a curated record. Lineage: Eukaryota; Metazoa; Arthropoda; Insecta; Diptera; Culicidae. Gene Ontology annotation, biological process: purine nucleotide metabolic process. Gene Ontology annotation, molecular function: GMP kinase activity. The transcript is spliced from 4 exons. Bases 222 to 1025 code for a protein of 267 amino acids.